AUGACGAAUUGCGAAAUGAGCAGGAGCACACAAGCUGAUCCGGUUCUCGAGGCGCUACAAGUUCUGGUUGACACGCAUCAUGACAGAAGCAGGAGCCCACAUCCGUCCAACACUUGGGAAGAGAAUGGGGAACUGGCCAAGGAUGAUCUAGAUGAGAAAAAAAAACUGUUGGACGAACUCCGAUCGAGUCUCUUGCCGUUGAUGAAACAUGAACUGAAGACUCUUUCAACUGCACUCGACCGGCCACACGAUUCUAGCGAAUAUACAAGCCCGGACAUCAAAUUGACCUUGCAGACUUUAUCAAAUCUCGAUCUGACUAUGCAAAAAUCCUUACACUAUGUCAAGUCCUCUCCCCUCAAAGCACUUCAACCGACAGAUACCUGCGACCACCACUUUGAACAAUGUAAAAGUUUCAGACUUUUUAAUCUGGAGACACAGAUCGGUUUUUUAGAGAUGCAUUUAUCUUUCACAUUCUCGGCCUACCUGAAAUCGUUCAGAUCCUCUAAUCUUCCAAUCAAGCGCCCAGAUGACCCUGGGUAUCGAGCUCCAACCCCAAGAGAGGAAACAAAUUCCUGCCUCUAUGAGAUUGACCAGGCAAUUAAAUGGUCCCAAGCAUCCGACUUUGCUUUGCUCCAAUUGAAAUGGCGAGGCGUAGUUAAAGGUUUCCAUGACCUACUGGCUCGCCUUGCAAGCUUAAUUGGCCGUCGACAAGAGAACAACAACGUUUUCAGGAAUUAUAUCGUUGAGCAGGCUAGAUUAAACAUACCUAUCAUCAAGUUGCUAAGAACCUUAUACCAUAAAAUAUCAAACACGACCACGAAGAAACUCAUGUUUACGUUAGAUACAGAGGUCAACUCCAAUACACUGCAUACGCUAAACCAAGAACCUGACAUAAUUUUGUACAAUUGCACAGUCCACGUUAAAUGCUUGGAUGAGAGUUAUAGAUAUAACUCAAUGACUGAUACUAGUCGGUCUCUGUACGAUCGGAACAAAUGUCUGUCACAAACUGUCGAAUCUACCGUAGCUCUUCUAGCCUUGUACAUCAUCCCUUUAUCCCCAAAAGUUGACCACUCCUCCCUUGAAAGUGACUUCAAGGCUUGGCUUUCCGAGUGGCACGUUUUGUGGCAGACCGCCAAACAGCGUUUUAUGGAUGCCAUGUAUAUCUAUGAAGAGGAGAAUCAAUAAUUAAAAAAUAAUUAAUCCAUGGUAUCAAAUAGGCGUUGUAAUCCAGAUCAGUUUUUGCCAUCAUUAUCACAUUACCCCUCGUCUAUCGCUCCGAUGACACCACGUGUUAGAUUUGGUCUUCUCAAGCCUGUUCUCUCCAUUUUUGUAUUACCUAGAAUGAUAAAGAAAUUAAGUAAGCAGCACCCAUUGAAG
This is a messenger RNA of Puccinia graminis f. sp. tritici CRL 75-36-700-3, 1377 nucleotides long. RefSeq lists its product as uncharacterized. NCBI's taxonomy places the organism in Eukaryota, Fungi, Basidiomycota, Pucciniomycetes, Pucciniales, Pucciniaceae. The coding region runs from base 1 to 1185 and encodes 394 amino acids. The transcript is spliced from 2 exons. The record is from RefSeq and is a predicted model, not a curated record.